Messenger RNA from Scleropages formosus (Asian bonytongue), 3638 nucleotides. Its product is annotated as protein tweety homolog 2-like. The record is from RefSeq and is a predicted model, not a curated record. Gene Ontology annotation, molecular function: volume-sensitive chloride channel activity; intracellularly calcium-gated chloride channel activity. The transcript has 14 exons. The coding region runs from base 422 to 2035 and encodes 537 amino acids. NCBI's taxonomy places the organism in Eukaryota, Metazoa, Chordata, Actinopteri, Osteoglossiformes, Osteoglossidae. Gene Ontology annotation, cellular component: plasma membrane.
GAAUGUGAGCUUGAUUUCUUCAACGUCCCGACCGCCUUCGAGUUUCCAAACACCUCACGAUUCCACUUUCCUGCCAACUCUCCGAACGGAACGGGAACUGGCUCCGCGCGCGUCUUCGCGCGCUCCCCGUCUCGUGGCCUUGAUCCGCGCACGCGCCCGCACUCCAGUAGUACUGUAGUUUCCUCCGCUGGAUACUGGGAGGGCUUUGGGACGGGUGGGAUCUACCAUGGAGCCGCACGCUUAGUUAGAUCCGGCGUUAUUUGGCGCGCGGCCCCGCCGAGUCUGAGUGCUGGGAACGUAGCGGAUGCGCGCGUCGCCCCCCGCAGUCGAGUGAGUGAGUGCGGACUGGAGGACGGCGAAGCGAGCGAGCGAGCGAGAAGAGAAGAAACACUACUACGCUCUCAUACACACACACUCGGGAAUGUGCGCCGCGCGGCUCAACUACAUCGCACCAUGGUGGACCUACUGGCUGCACAACUUCCCGCACACGAACCUGCGGCUGGAGCCCGUGGACAGCGCGUUCCGGCCGCAGGAGGAGGACUACCAGCAGUCACUUGUCUUCCUGGGCUGCGUAGCUGCAGCCGCCCUGGGGCUUAACCUGCUUUUCCUGGCCACCUACCUGAGCUGCCUGUGCUGCUGCCACAAGGAGGAUGAGGUGGAGGAGGAGAACAAGAGGUCCAACUCCUGCUGUGUGAGCUGGACUGCUGUCCUGGCUGCCUUGGUCAUCUGUUCUGCUGUAGGUGUGGGUUUCUACGGAAACAGUGAGAGCAAUGAUGGGAUGUACCAGAUGACAUAUUCCCUAUACAAUGCCAAUCACACCUUGAGUGGCAUUGAUCGACUGGUGACAGGCAUGACAGGCAGCAUGGAGGGCAGGCUGAAAGAGCAUCUGGCGCGCCUUGAUGAGAUCUUCGCUGCACGCGAUGACUUUGUGCAGACACUGCGCUUUAUGCAGCAGAUGGCCAACAACAUUAUCAUCCAGCUGAAGAGUUUCCCUGACCUGAGGAAGGCUAAUGUGGACCUGGCUGCCAUCGCAGACCAGACCACGACCUGGGAGUACUACAGGUGGCUCACUUACUUGCUGUUGCUGAUAGUAGACCUGGUCAUCUGCCUGGCAGCCUGCCUGGCACUGGCAAAGCAAUCUCGCUGGCUUCUCACCACCAUGAUGGUGUUUGGAGUCCUGGCUCUGGCGCUCAGCUGGGCGUCGCUAGGGGCGGACACGGCUGCAGCUGUGGGUACGAGCGACUUCUGUGUAGCCCCAGACAAGUUCCUUGUGAACCAGACCAAGGACAUCAUUGCAACUGAUGUUUCUCACUACUACCUGUACUGCAGCACGAACCUGUUGAACCCGUUCCAGAAGUCGCUGACCACCUUUCAGAGGUCCCUGACCACCAUGCAGAUCCAGACACAGGGCCUGCUGCAGAAAGCUGUGCUCCGCUUCCCCACCUCAGAGAGGGACCUGCUUGGAAUCCAGCAGAUCUUAAACUCCACUGAGUCUGGCCUACAUCAGCUAACCGCCCUGCUUGACUGCCGCAGUUUACACAAGGACUACUUGGAUGCACUGAAUGGCGUGUGUUACGAUGGUGUGGAGGGUCUACUCUACUUGUGCCUCUUCUCCCUGCUGGCGGCUGCUGCCUUCUGCGCCAUGUUGUGCGCCAUCCCCCACGCCUUAAAGCACAUUGCCAGCAGGGAACGGGCCUACGAUGACAUCGACGAGGCAGACCCGUUCAACCCACGGACGCGGCGGACAAUGGUCCGCAGUCCCAGCCAGAGCCAUGUGCACAGCUUCUGCAGUUAUAGCAGCCGGAGCAGCCAAGGCAGCCUUCAUGCAGCCCCCCCAGCCAUCUCCAAUGCCCCCGUCGCUGAGUACAUGAACCAGUCGAUGCUGUUCGGGGGUAACCCCCGCUACGAGAACGUGCCGCUGAUCAGGAGCGGCUCGGGGUCGCCACCACCCUCGUACUCCCCCAGCAUGAGGGCUAACUACUUGUCCGUGACAGACAGCCAGGUCCGACACUUUGGCUCGGACUACCAGAUAUAAAGUCCUUCUUCUUCUCUUCAUCUUCUUUAAGGACUGUGUUACCACAGUAUCUUUUCUGAUGCCACAUCUCUCUAGUCAGCCAAUCCAUCCCUGGUUUUCAAGAAGAAAAUGGUGCACAAUCAGUGUGUAGACUGUUGUGGGGGGAUUUUACAAGCAGUAGUCAAGCUGACCAUUUUUACAGCAGUAUAUGAUCAUUUUGAACGUUGUCUUCAUCUUCCACCUACCAUGAGACUUUGACAACAUAUAGAUACAUACAAGCAAGAAAAUCAAGCUCUCCUUGGGAAACAGAGUGAAAACACAGUGUUUAAACAUAUCUUUUGGUGAGGCCAAACACUUCCAAAGUAUUCCCAUGUCCUGCAGGAAUUAAGCCUUUUUUGUUGAUGUAAAUUUUUCUCUUUUUUAGUUUGUUUUUGAUAGAAAUGUUAUUGAUCUUACUGUAGGAAUCUUUGUUUCACAAUUGAACAGCACAGAAAAAACUCUGAAAAAGUUAUUACAGGAUUUAUAAGGUUAAACAUCUCAAGAAGCAGCUUUUCAGAGGAAUCUUGUCCAUUGUGCCUCUGCUCGUUCCUCCUGAAGUGUGAUUUCACAGUUUUAGGUUUACUUUUCAUUCAAAGCCCAUACUGUGUUUAACAUAAGAUCUGUGGAGCUGCAGCAAAACUGCACUGAGAUGAAAACAACAGAGAUUAGUAUCACAGUCCCACGCGGACACACAGGCAGUUAAUCUUGUGUAGUUUUAAAAACUGGGAAGCCAGGCUGAGAAAGGAAAGGAAUCCUAGGUUUAUAUGUAACCAAAAGGGUUUGUGUAGAGGAAAUCGGAAGGAAAGCAGGCUGAUCCCAGAGUAAACAUCUUCCAGCUAUCCUCUGGCAGGGUCAUGUUGUAUAGUUAUUAGUAUCAAACUCAUCUUUCUGUCUAGUUCCUUUCAACCAAAGGUGUUUUGCAUUUUGUUUCUGCCCUAUAUGCCAGUCAUGGGUUUUCGUAUACAGAGAGGAUGUCUUCAUACAUGUACUAGCUGUGAACGCGGUAUUCACUGAGUUUAUUUUUAGAGUAGCAGCAGAUACAGCUAACUACUUGGGUAGGCCAGCUGGCAGCUGAGGAGAGGAAAACAAAAAAGCCCCGACUACAAAGAAGGGGAGAAAAGUAAACCUCUAGGGGUCCAAAUACCCUGGGCUGCCCACCUAUCCUGGGCAUUCUACUGUGGUGACAGUGGACCUGUGUGAAUAUGUCUUGGACAAAAGACAGGAGUCUCUCUGAAAACAAGCCAAGCAAGUCCAUACAAGACCGUCAGAUGAGUAUCCUCCACUUCAAUUCAAACUUUUUUCGCUAUGGCAACCACAUCAACGGUGAUCUUUGUCACAAGUGUGUCCGUCUCAUUCAUAAACAGUAUUCAGAGCCAUGUCGUUUACAUAUAAAUGCAGGAUUCCUUCCAUUUCUCAACCUGGCUUCCAGAUUCAAGCCUUCUGGGAUGAAGUUGCUGGAGCUGCUGCCAUGUGUGAAUGGUUUGGAUGUUAAUUUCUGUGAAUUUCAGUGAAGUGAAUUUUAUAAAAUAUGUCUGAAUGUUAACUACCAAGUGUCAUUAUGAAUAAAAUGAAAAGCUGUUCUUUU